Mesorhabditis spiculigera is the source of this 1302-nucleotide messenger RNA. The record is from the annotation of a GenBank genome assembly. NCBI's taxonomy places the organism in Eukaryota, Metazoa, Nematoda, Chromadorea, Rhabditida, Rhabditidae.
AUGUUGAUCAGAAAGGGGACUUUUCUCCUGACGCGACAACUCCAUCUGGGGCGCCCUUCUUACACCAAAGCCGCGUCGAUACUACAGGGAUCGACAUGGGAAAUUGAUGGAAAGGUGCUCCAAAAAGACGAUCGCUGGAAUCUCUCCCCCGCCGUGCUCCGAUUGCUUGAGCGCCAGCUUCUCAAUGAGCCCGCCAACCCGCUCGCCCUCCUCAAGCAGCGGCUGAUCAACUUUUUCCACAAGGAAUACCGGAAACCAGGAAAUCGCUCUCCGCUAUUCACGGUCUGCGAUCGCGAGCCGAGAGUCGUGACGGUGUUCGACAAUUUCGACUCGCUGUUGGUCCCGAAGGAUCACGUCUCGCGGAGAGCGUCCGAUACCUAUUAUGUUAAUGCUGAGAACUGCUUGCGUGCACACACCUCUGCCCACCAGUUCAGUCUGAUGAAGCAGGGCCUCGACAAUUUCCUGGUGAUUGGCGAUGUGUAUCGGAGGGAUGAGAUCAAUAGUACCCACUAUCCAUGCUUUCAUCAGGUGGAAGGCGUGAGAUUAUACUCGCCAGAAGAACUCUUCGGAAAUGCUCAACAUCGUGAUUUUGAACUAUUUGAAGAUGUGGAGAGGACGAAGGAGAAGCAGGGAAAAUUGACCGAGGACGCCACAAAAGCGCUGGAGAUCUCGUUGAAGUCGACGCUGGAGAAGCUGUGCGACACGUUCUUCGGGCAAUGCGAGAAACGAUGGGUCGACGCGUAUUUCCCGUUUACGCAUCCGAGCUAUGAGCUCGAGGUGUUCUAUGAGGGCAAAUGGCUCGAAGUCCUGGGCUGCGGAGUGAUGGAGCAGAAGCUGCUCAACGAUGCCGGCAUCACCGACAAGGCUGGCUGGGCUUUUGGUAUCGGGUUGGAGCGGAUCGCCAUGGUGUUGUACGGCAUUCCGGAUAUUAGGCUUUUCUGGUCUCGCGACUCCGGAUUUUUGUCUCAAUUUUCCGGAAAGGCGCCGGAAGACACGGUCAAGUAUCAGCCAAUAAGCGCAUAUCCUCAGGUGACGUUUGACGUCUCGUUCUUCUUGCCGCCGAACUGUGAGUUCAACGACAUGUCGGCCGACGUGUACGACACGAUACGGACUGUUGGAGGGGAAUUGAUCGAACAGGUGGAGCUGACCGACGAGUUCACGAACAAGAAGAAGAACACGAAGAGUCAGACGUACCGGAUUGUGUACAGGAGUAACGAUCGGGUGUUGACCAAGGAGGAGGUGAACAUCGUCCACAAGGAGGUGGAGAAGCAGCUGAUCGAUCAGUUCGGCGUCAAAAUUCGA